ACAACACACAACACCACGCGAGGCCUUACAUUAAUAUAUACUUACAUCGAAAAGUCCGUGCGUUUUGCAAUACACGCACAUACCUUAUUAAAGCGAGGCCAUAAACCGAGUCUAUAUCCCGAAUAAUCUAAAGCGACGCUGGACAAAUGAAUCGACUGUUUGCUCGCGCCAUUGCAGCGGCUAGCUCCUCAGUACUCACCUGUCCAGCAAGAGGAUUGCAUCUGACUAACAAAAUGGUUAUCGCUGUUGGAGAUAAAUUACCCGCCGUCGAUUUAUUCGAAGAUACCCCAGCCAAUAAAGUUAAUUUGGCUCAAUUAUCGGCCGGAAAGAAAAUUCUCAUUUUCGCUGUUCCCGGUGCGUUCACUCCAGGAUGCUCAAAAACGCAUUUACCUGGAUAUGUUGAGCGAGCCAAUGAGUUGAAAUCCAAAGGUUACAAUGAAAUCUUCUGCAUCGGAGUAAACGACCCUUUUGUCAUGGCUGCUUGGGGUAAAGACCAUAACGCCGAAGGAAAGGUUCGAAUGCUGGCCGAUCCAUCCGCAGCUUUCACCGACGCUUGUGAUCUCUCGGUCGAUCUCGCUGUUUUGGGUGGAAAACGCAGCAAACGUUACUCCAUGGUUGUCGAGGACGGCACAGUCACCGAAUUGAACGUCGAGCCCGACAAUACCGGUCUCAGCUGCUCAUUGGCUGACAAAAUUAAAUAAAACAUUUGUUAAGAUUUUUCUAUUUGAAAAUGCACGUUUUUUUUUGUUUGUGAUAAUUACAUUUUUUACUUAUCGUGCAUAAUUUAUGAAUUCCCGCGUAUGUACAAAUAGCUUUAAAGUCUUUUUUUUUAAUCAAAAAGAAUAAUUGUAGAGGAAACCAAAUGUUACAGACAAUAUGUUAAUUAUGUAAUAUAUAAUAAAUUGUAUUGUAAAAACAA
Messenger RNA from Trichogramma pretiosum, 919 nucleotides. It is a transcript of the gene Prx5, whose product is annotated as peroxiredoxin-5, mitochondrial. The record is from RefSeq and is a predicted model, not a curated record. Bases 147 to 701 code for a protein of 184 amino acids. The transcript is spliced from 4 exons. Gene Ontology annotation, biological process: hydrogen peroxide catabolic process; cell redox homeostasis; cellular response to oxidative stress. Gene Ontology annotation, cellular component: cytoplasm; mitochondrion; peroxisome. NCBI's taxonomy places the organism in Eukaryota, Metazoa, Arthropoda, Insecta, Hymenoptera, Trichogrammatidae. Gene Ontology annotation, molecular function: thioredoxin peroxidase activity.